This is a messenger RNA of Centruroides sculpturatus (bark scorpion), 1566 nucleotides long. RefSeq names its product protein abrupt-like. The transcript has 2 exons. NCBI's taxonomy places the organism in Eukaryota, Metazoa, Arthropoda, Arachnida, Scorpiones, Buthidae. Gene Ontology annotation, molecular function: protein binding. The record is from RefSeq and is a predicted model, not a curated record. Gene Ontology annotation, biological process: regulation of transcription by RNA polymerase II. Gene Ontology annotation, cellular component: nucleus. Bases 273 to 1517 code for a protein of 414 amino acids.
CUAAUCCAUAAAUUUGCAUUUUCUUCAUUAUUUUUAUAUAUUCUUUUGACAUCGUUUGUUAAAAUGUUAUAAAAUGAUCUUACAAUGAAAUUAAAUAUGAAGCAUCUAAUAUUAAUUGAAAAUACAUGAUCAUUCAUGGUUUUAUAUUUCCACAAAUGGUAGGUUUUCUAGGGAUUAUUCUUUUUACAGUGUUAUCAACUCUACAAGCUCAAACAUAAAAUUGGAAGAAGAAAAAUUAUAUAUAAAUUGAAGCAUUACAAGAAAAUUUUAUAAUGGGUUCUCAGCAGUUGUGUUUGAAAUGGGAAAAUCAUCAAACAAACUUGUUGAAUGGAUUUGAAAGUUUAUUAUCCAAUGAAUUUUUAGUUGAUGUUACAUUAGCUUGUGAAGGUCAGACCCUUAAAGUUCAUAAAGUAGUGCUAUCUGCAUGUAGUCCAUUUUUUCAAAAUCUUUUAAUUCAAAAUCCUUGUCAACAUCCUAUUAUAAUAUUGAGUGGUGUAAAGUAUUCAGAUUUAAAAUCAGUUAUAGAUUUUGUGUAUCAUGGUGAAAUAAACAUUGAUCAAGAUCAACUUAGUGCAGUAUUACAAACAGCUGAAUUACUGAAAAUUAAUGGAUUAGCUGAAUUAAAUGAUAAGCAAGAAAAUUGCAAUUCUGAAAUACAUAAACCAACUAAUGAAUAUUCUAAUAGUAUGCAGUACAUACCUUUAGAAGGAAAACAGGUCAGAUCCAAUAUAUUGGAAAAAACAAAUACCAGUAAUAAAAAUAGUAAUCAAAGUGAUGACAAUUUAAAUAUGAAAGCCUUGGGAGGUAUUAAACAGGAAAUUGCAAUAAAUAUAGAAAAAGUUUCUAAUACAGAAGAAAACACAUUUGAAAUUGAAUCAGAAGAAUCGCAUUUUCGUGCUGUAACUUAUCCACAAAUAAGGAAUGAUGUAGUUUCAUCAUCAUAUCAUUCAGUUUCUACAGAGAAUACUUCUACAAAAUCACUAGAUUAUAUUUUAUCUCAACCAUCGUCAUCUGUCAUAGAAGAGCAUUCAUUUAGUGAAUGUUCUGUUGCUCCGCCAAAAAUUCUUGAACAGAUUCCCAAACAAGAAUCCAUUUCAGAAGUUCCAGAACAUUUACCUUCAUCUGCAGUAGCACUUUCACAUUUAUCUUCAGUGAAUCUGAAUGAAACUCCUACUGAAAGGAAUCAAAUAGAGAUAUUUACUCCUCUUGCAGGUUCUAGUAAUUAUCAUCAUAAUAAACACUUGUUAAUAUUACCUGAAACACAAAUGAAAGAUAGAUCUCUUAUUUCAUCUUUUCGAUGGAAAAGCUCAAAUCGCAGUCUGCAAGAAGAUUCUGUAAGUCGUCUGCGAUGUUUGCAAUGCAAAAAGAUAUUUUCAACAUCAUCAAAUCUGAAAAGACACAUGGAGAUCCAUGUUUUAGAGAGGAAAACAUAUAAAUGUUUUGUUUGUCAUAAACGAUUUUCUUGGAAAACUCAUUUGAAUUCACAUCUUAGAAGAGAUCAUGGAUAUAAGACAUAAUAAUUUUAAAGGUAUCAAUUCUUUUUAAUUUUCUUUUCCAACAUUCCAA